GCACCAUUGGCGCUACCCUGACAAACGUAAUCCACAGGUUGUCGCUAAAAUAAGACCUCAAGAAAUGAGCGAUGGAAAGAAAUUUUCGGAACAUUCUGAAAAAGAUGGUAGAUCCAAGAGGAACGCUAUCAUAGGCGAACACAAAGAACCGUCUACCUCUCCUACAACUUGCGCGAACCCUAAGGAGAUAAAUGAUCACGAAAAUAUCAAUAAAAAAAUAAAACACAAUUCUCCGGAUCAUGGCACGAAGACGGAGGGCGCAAUAUCACCCUCUGCCGAUCAUUCGCAACAAUCAAGGCACCACGAAAAAAAUGAUCCAAUUGACAAUAAACUCAAGAAGGAUAAUAUUACGCACCAUCCCGUAACUAUUUUGGAUUCCAACGCAAGAAUCGACAGCGAAUUAAAGAGCGGUGCUCCUAGCAAAGAUCACAAUAUCGGAAUGCCUAACAUCGAAUAUAGUGUGCUAAAGGGGGAAUCGAAGGAUGAUCCUGAUAAGAAGAUCAGUACUUUGGAAAGCAAGAUAAACUCCUUACUAGAACACCAAAAGCAUGUCGACAGAAUACUCAAGGCUUUGUAUAAGCAAAAUGUUUCCAUUGAUAAGGAUAUCAAGGAAGAGAUCAUACCCAUGAAACAGAUCAUAAUUCAAAGAAUCGACGAUCUCGAAAAGUCGCAAAGACUGCUACCUUUAAAACGAGUCGGUUCCGACGGGGUAGCGAAAAAAAGGAGUUCAUCCACCACAUAUUUGAUGGAACAAAAAGCUAAAAAAGAUGGCGUGAUUUCUAACAAAAGACGAUCGUCCAUGAAAACAGAUCCGCACGAAGAUAUCCUGUUGGUUCCGGCAAAAUCCGAAAGAAUUUUAUCUCGCAUUAAAUUAGCCCAUCAAAUUGAGAGCAAAGAUACCGGCUUUAAAGAAGACGUUAAUUGGGAUCAUAUCAUGAAAGAGAUAACCGUUAACAAGCUAAAAAGAUUGAGCAUAAAACAAGAUGUAACAAACAACACCAGUUCAAAUUGAUAUUACUUUAUAAUAUUUUUUAAAAUGAUUGAAUAUAUAAUUAUG
Messenger RNA from Gordionus sp. m RMFG-2023, 1057 nucleotides. RefSeq lists its product as uncharacterized. The coding region runs from base 65 to 1012 and encodes 315 amino acids. NCBI's taxonomy places the organism in Eukaryota, Metazoa, Nematomorpha, Gordioida, Chordodea, Parachordodidae. The transcript has 4 exons. The record is from RefSeq and is a predicted model, not a curated record.